UUUACGUGGUGGCACAGAUGCUCCCACUGCCUUGGAUAUAAAUCCAGGCAGGAUGAAGCAGAGCAGGUCUUGAGGCAAAGAACCUAGGACUUCUGAUUGCUGAGCUUUCAGCCAAAGACAUCUUCUCCAGAAGGGUGAAUCCAGAUUCUCGAAGCACUGGUGGCAGAGACUGACCAUGGAGAGGCUGUUGUGGUGUUUCCUGGUCUUGAUCAGCUUCUCUAGUCUUUCGGGCCAGACAGACUUGCAUAAGAAGGCCUUCGUGUUUCCCAAAGAGUCGGAUUAUUCCUACGUAUCCCUGAAAACACAGUUAAAGACACCACUCACCGCCUUCACCGUGUGUCUCUAUUUCUACACAGAGCUGGCCCCAAUCCGCGACUACAGCAUUUUCUCUUAUGCCACCAAGGAGCAAUAUAACGAGAUCCUCAUAUUUUGGUCUAAGGGUAAAGGCUAUAGUUUUAGUGUGCGUGGGAGGGAGGUAUUAUUCCACAGUCCUGGAAACGCUGAUGCUCCAACACACAUCUGUGCCACCUGGGAGUCUGCCUCCGGAAUUGCAGAGCUCUGGGUGAAUGGGAAACCCCGGGUGAGGAAGAGUCUGCAGAAGGGAGCCUCUCUGGGGACAGACGCCAGCAUCAUCCUGGGGCAGGAGCAGGAUGCGUUCGCUGGGGCCUUUGAUAGAAACCAGUGUUUGGUGGGAGACAUUGGAGAUGUGAACAUGUGGGACUUUGUGCUGUCUCCAGAAGAGAUUAACGCUGUCUAUAAUGGUGGGACCCUCAGUCCUAAUGUCCUUUACUGGGAGGAACUGAACUAUGAAGCAAACGGUGAGGUGUUCGUUAAACCUCAGCUGUGGUAGUGAGGUUGGGCUGUGGUCCUGGAAGUGCUUCCUGGCAAUUCCACCUUAUGGCUCUGGACCUCCGCCACCCCGAUACGCACCUCUGCAGGCAUGCUCUGUGAACACAGGCUUUUGCUUCCCUGCUCUACCUUCCUCAACACCAGCAAUGGAAUUUUUAAGUAUCUGGCUUGGGAGAUUGGAAAGCUUAUUGUCAGGAAGCAUUUAACAGGAGGCUUCCUAUGUGCUGUUUUGGAUCUGUCAGGAAUCCUCUGGUCCUUAUUAAUUCCUGAAUAUUCAGGAAUUAAGAGGAGAGGCAUGCCUUUCCCAGUGCUGAGGAAUCCAGGCAUUUCUCAUUACGGUGAUAAGUACCCUCUUCCUUUUUAUGAACCAUACGGUAAAAAAUGAUUGUUUGCAACUUUCUGUCUUUGAUAGGAAUCGUCUUAUGUUUUGUAAGUCUGGAAUUUUAAUCUUUAUCUUUGCUGAGAAUAACUACCUUGUAAGACAGUAUAUAUGCCCACACCAUGUUUAUUAAAACACCUUUCCU
Molecule: messenger RNA, 1373 nt
Organism: Cervus elaphus (red deer)
Lineage: Eukaryota; Metazoa; Chordata; Mammalia; Artiodactyla; Cervidae
Product: C-reactive protein-like
Exons: 2
Coding region: 176-850 (224 amino acids)
Biological process (GO): innate immune response
Molecular function (GO): low-density lipoprotein particle binding; complement component C1q complex binding
Source: RefSeq, a predicted model, not a curated record